Molecule: messenger RNA, 3930 nt
Organism: Erythranthe guttata (spotted monkey flower)
Lineage: Eukaryota; Viridiplantae; Streptophyta; Magnoliopsida; Lamiales; Phrymaceae
Molecular function (GO): nucleic acid binding; RNA-DNA hybrid ribonuclease activity
Source: RefSeq, a predicted model, not a curated record
UGUGAAUGAGAAAAGUAUUGGUGGGACAGAUUUUCUAGCACAACCUACACAAAGGGGAACAAAUAUUUUUCAGUUUGGCACUCGGAAAGAAAGUACUAAUCACAGGUUGGACCUGGGGCAGAAUAAGGAGAACGAAAUUGGUUUUAACUGGGACGAUAGUACUUUGUUUACUCAUUCGAUCCAGCUCCAUGCAAGUGACAACAAUGGCCAACCUAAUCGACGACAAGUCAAAAUAUCAAGCAAGAACAGGAAAAAAAAGGCUGAAGAAGCGGGUAUAAGGGAAGUAGAGAGAGUAGGAAAACGACAGCAGCUGGAGUUACAUGACGAGGGUUAUAGCUCAACGGCGGAGACUGCAUCGCAGUCCCGCCGAAAUCAAUGAGUUGCAUAUUCUGGAAUUGUCAAGGGCUCGGGGCUCCCUUGACAAUUCAUACGCUCGGGGAUAUUCUCCGAGAUCAUCGGCCCCUGCUGGUGUUUCUCUCGGAAACGAGGGCAACACACCAAUUAAUUGAUAAAGUAAAGAACAAAUGGAAUCUCAAUGGGGUGAGUGUGGACAAGAUUGGCAAUUCUGGCGGUCUAGCAUUAAUGUGGCAAAAAGAUAUUGAUGUAAGGUUAAUUAGUUAUUCGAACAACCAUAUUGAUGCAGAGGUUUAUGAGAGGAACCACAACAGCAAAUGGCGAGUAACUGGAUUUUACGGCUAUCCGGAAUAUGAUCGAAAAUACUUAUCAUGGGAACUCAUUCGUAAUUUAAGAGACCAUCGCACUAUGCCGUGGUUAUUGGGUGGGGAUUUCAACGAAAUACUGAGCAAUAGUGAGAAAACCGGGGGCAAUGCAAGGCUGCCAGCUUCUAUUCGGGCUUUUCGUAAUACUUUGGAAGAUUGCAGCUUGUCUGAUUUAGGUUUUGAAGGCUCGCCUUUCACGUGGUCGAACAAUAGACAAGCCCCGGAUACAGUUAGGUGUAGAUUAGACAGAUGUUGUGCAAAUAAUGGUUGGAUUUCACUUUUCCCCCGCGCAAGUGUCUAUCAUUUGAAUUACUCUGGAUCAGACCAUUUGCCAAUAAAAGCUAUACUUCGUGACUCAAAAAAUGUCCAAACUUUGCGGAAGAAGAGACCAUUCAGAUUCGAAGCUACCUGGUUUAGAAGAGAUGAUUGUGAGGAUAUCAUUAACCAAUAUUGGGCUAAUAAUCAGUGUAUUGAUCCGAUCGAGGAUCUUCUCUGGAAAAAUAAUGAGUGUCGUAUUGCUUUGAUCAAUUGGAGCAAAAAUACACUAAGGCAGCCUCAGGUUCACAUCAAAUCUCUCCACACAAAAAUUCGUGAGCUGCAAGAAGCCGAUCAAACCGAAGCUAGAAAGGAGGAAAUUUCUAAACUCCGGGCUGCACUGGAGAAAGCCUAUGAGGAUAAUGACAUGUAUUGGCGUCAGAGAAGUAAGAUUCAAUGGAUACGGGAAGGGGAUCGGAAUACUCGGUUUUUUCACUCCAAAGCUACUAUUAGGAACCGAACUAACAGAAUGUCCAAGCUGAAAGAUAAUGAGGGUUGUUGGAAGGACAAAGAAGCGGAUAUCGAACACAUUAUCACAGAACAUUUUGAGCAGAUUUUCAAAUCCACUAAUCCUAGAGAAGAUGAGAUAGAUGAGGUGCUGGAGAACAUUGAGACGAGAGUUACCGGAAGCGCGAGUCAACUUCUGUCUAUGCCUUUCACUUCGGAUGAGUUUGGAUCCGUUCUUCCCUCCAGAGGGCUUCGACAGGGAGAUCCUUUAUCUCCCUAUUUAUUUAUUUGUUGUGCUGAAGCUUUGAUAGCUAUGGUUUCAAAAGCAGUGGAAAGAGGCGAUUUUAAAGGUGUUCAUGUGGCCCCGACAGCUCCCGUGGUAUCCAAUUUGUGCUUUGCCGAUGAUACCCUCAUUUUCGGUGAAGCUACUGAGUCAUAUGCAGCAAACUUAAAGGAAAUCUUGGCUACAUAUGCGAGAGUAUCUGGACAAGAAAUUAAUUUUGAGAAAUCUACAAUGAUGUUUAGUCCAUCGACUUCUCAGGAGAUAAAGAAUUCAAUUCACCAGCUUCUCGGAUUUCAAGUGGUGGAACAGCAUGACAAAUACUUGGGCAUGCCUGCUACUAUGGGCAAAACCAAAAAAGAGAUCUUCUCCUUCUUGCGUGAUCGUGUUUGGUCCAAGAUUAACGGUUGGGGGGAAAAACAAUUAUCAAAGGCUGGGAAAGAAGUUUUAAUCAAGGCGGUAUUACAGGCAAUACCUUCAUAUAUUAUGAGUUGUUUCUUGCUACCAAACGGUCUUCUUCUAGAAAUUGAAUCGGUCAUCCGACGGUUUUGGUGGGGGUCGGGAGCGAACAGAGGAUUGGCAUGGACAUCGUGGAAGGAGUUGUGUCGAUCUAAGGAUCAAGGUGGGCUUGGUUUUAGAGAUAUGCGGACUUUCAAUAUUGCACUUCUUGUAAAACAAGCGUGGCGAGUUUUAACUAACCCGGAUCUACUUCUUUCAAAAAUUAUCUCCGCUAAAUACUUUCCACAUGGCUAUUUAUUAUCGGCGGAUCUGGGGUCGCGUCCAUCUGCAACAUGGAGGAGUAUUUGGACCGUAAUCCCGUAUUUGAAGAUGGGCAUCCGUAGAAGAAUUGGCAAUGGGGCGGAUACUUCUAUUUGGUCGGAUCCUUGGUUACGAGAUGGUGGUAAACUCGUGGUUUUCACAAGACGUCCAAUUCACUCGGGGUUCCCUAAUAGAGUCUCGGAUAUUAUCGAACCAGAAUCAGGCGAAUGGGAUUUAAAAAUUUUACACGAAGUCUUUUGGCCGGUGGAUGUUGAACGUAUAUUGGCUGUCCCGGUGGGAAGUGUUAUGGCAAAAGAUAGGUGGAUAUGGCAUUUCUCUAAGCACGGUAACUUCACGGUUAGAUCUUGCUAUCACCACAUUCUUUCUUGCGCUAUGACUAUGGUAAGUCGUCGAAGAAAUGAGUCUGGUUCGUAUAGUGGAGUACAGCAACAAAACUGGAAAUAUAUUUGGCAACUCCCAAUCCCACCAAAAAUUCGCAUGUUCCUUUGGCGACUGAAAUCUAAUAUCAUUCCAACCAAUGCAGAAUUAUUUCGACGAAAAAUCAGUUCAUCGCCCCUUUGCAGCACGUGUCACAUUGAAGAAGAAACUCCCCUACAUGUCAUUCUAAAAUGCAGGGGUAUGGAGAAGGUGUGGCGGAGUCACCCAUUUGAUACAUUGGAAAGCCACAACUAUUCAUCAAUAUGGAACUGGACUAGAAAAUUGAAGCAAUCACUUGAUGAGGAAAAUUUCAAUAUUGCAAUGGUGGUUGCAUGGAAGGCUUGGGACAACAGGAAUCGAGCUAUGAAAGAUGAAGAGGUUAUUAAGUCAUGUGAUUUGGUCAGUUGGUGCCGCCAUUUUUUAGCAGCUUAUAAAUCUGCACAAAUUUGCCCAAAUUCGAGGAUGCGGGAUAUACACCCUAGUGUUUGGAAACCACCCCCUAGUAAUGUGGUUAAAUUAAAUUUUGAUGUUGCAUUUCCAAAUGGGGAAAGUUUCUUUUCGGUGGGAAUGGUUGCUCGGGAUAGUUAUGGUUCUUGUCUCGGUUGGAAAGUAACACGCAUACAGGGAAAUCUUCAACCUGUGGAAGGAGAAGCAUUGGCGGCGUUGAAGACGAUCUCUAUGGCCAAAUCGAUGGGCUUAACAAAUAUUAUACUUGAAGGCGAUUGCCUCCAAGUGAUAAAUGCACUCAACAGCAGGGAGUGGGAAUUCUCAUCGUUCGGAGCGUUUGUGGAGGAAUGCCUCAACAUUGGUGAAAGUUUUGAUUCUUGUUCGUUUAAUUUUGUUAAGAGACAGGGAAACUUGUUAGCUCACUGUAUUGCUCAAAUUUCAUGUACUGUUUCUAUGGAGAGUAUUGAUCUCCCGUUGCAUUUAGCGAAUAUCGCUUAAUAAAAUUCCCUUUUAUUGUCAAAAAAA